Messenger RNA from Cajanus cajan (pigeon pea), 1606 nucleotides. RefSeq names its product PI-PLC X domain-containing protein At5g67130. Gene Ontology annotation, biological process: lipid metabolic process. Lineage: Eukaryota; Viridiplantae; Streptophyta; Magnoliopsida; Fabales; Fabaceae. The record is from RefSeq and is a predicted model, not a curated record. Gene Ontology annotation, molecular function: phosphoric diester hydrolase activity.
AAAGAUCAUCGAAAGAGGGAAUUUCAGAGGGACCAAUCUCCUUCUUGUUCGUUGUCUCUCAUCCCUCAAGCGCGAACAAAUUAAGAAACAUUAAAAUGAAGCCAUGUUAUAAUCGGAGACAAGUGGUGGUGCUAGUUCUUGUGGCACUUUGCCUCAUUAAUUUAUCGUCUGGCCUCAAGCUGGGAGAAACUUGUGGGUCUGAGAAUAAUUGCGACGCUGGUCUUCAUUGUGCAACAUGCCCUGCAAAUGGAAAUACCCGCUCUAGAUGCAUUAGGAACCAACCCAUAAGCCCUACUUCUAAGGUGAAAGGUUUAGCGUUUAACCGGUAUUCGUGGCUGACAAGUCAUAACUCGUUCGCUCAAUCUGGCGUCAAAUCGGAGACGGGAACUUUUCUUGUAACCUCCACAACACAGGAAGACUCGGUUACCCAACAACUCAAUAAUGGUGUUCGAGGCCUUAUGUUGGAUAUGUAUGACUUUAAUAACGACAUAUGGCUAUGUCACUCAUUCGGAGGCAAUUGUUACGAUGUCACUGCGUUUAGACGUGCUGUAAACGUGCUUAAAGACAUCCAAUCAUUUCUAGAAGCGAAUCCAUCAGAAAUUGUGACGAUCUUCAUUGAAGACUAUGUGUCAUCUGAGGGGGGGCUUUCAAAGGUGUUUAAUGAUUCUGGGCUGAAGAAGUAUUGGUUUCCAAUGAGUAGAAUGCCUAAAAAUGGUGAGGAUUGGCCAACCGUAGAUGACAUGGUUCAGAACAAUCAACGAUUGCUCGUUUUCACCUCUAAAGAUUCUAAAGAAGAAUCCGAAGGCAUUGCUUACCAAUGGAGAUAUGUCAUAGAAAACCAAUAUGGAGACGAGGGAAUGAGAGAUGGUUCAUGUCCAAAUCGAGGGGAAUCGUCAGCUAUGAACACAAAAACGAAGUCAUUGAUUCUGAUGAACUAUUUUCGCACUAAUGUUAAUGCAACCGCGGCUUGCGCAGACAACGCAGCUCCAUUACCAGACAUGCUCAAGACUUGCCAUGAUGCUGCCGACAACCGGUGGCCAAAUUUCAUUGCUGUUGAUUUUUACCUGAGGAGUGAUGGCGGAGGAGCCCCUGAAGCAGUUGACAUAGCCAAUGGUCAUUUGACUUGCGGAUGUGACAACAUUGCCUAUUGCAAGGAAAAUGCGACAUAUGGAACAUGUGAUGUGCCUCUAAUUUCUCCACCGCCACCUGCGGCGGAGCCUCCCUCUGCCCCCGCCGACGGAGGAAAGCAGCCACCUCCUGAGAGUGAACGAGAAGAAGAUGAUCAUGUAUCUGGUUUCCAGCUUCUGCUGCAUUUGAUUUCGAAAUUGUGGAAACAUUUAACUUCUUCGGAAUAAGACUGAAAAGGCAUCUCCAGAAUAGAUGAAGAGUUCAUGGGAAGAUAUAUUUGAGUUUUUUUCUUUGAUAUUAAAUUGUGUAACAUCUCUCCAUUCCUCGUUUUCACGUUUCUAGAUUAUAUGAUUGGUUUCUAUAUAUAUAACUAGCCACUAACUGGACACACUUACCCGUCAUUUUGUGUUAAAACUCUUCAGCUUAUGCACAGUGAAGGAGUCUGAUUAACAUGACGGGAAAAGCAUACUACAAUACA